AUGUUCAACGGGCUGGCGACUAUAGAAAUCUUUUGUGCAGCGGACUUGCAGAAAACAGACUUUUCAAAGAGACAUAGCAUUGUAUCGAAAAAGAAUUCUGUGGUGAGCGCCUAUGUAACCGUGGACGUGGACGGAAUUGUUGUAUUCAAGACACAAGUUUGUCAAAAAUCGAACAAUCCAGCCUGGAAUGAGACUUGUACGUUCAUGAUAUUGCACGGGAACGCAUUGCGCUUCAUUUUGUUCGACAAGGGAAUUCAGAAUGACACUUACAUUGCAGAUUUGACUCUCGAUAUUGGCAAGGCGGUGGAGAAGGAGUGGGUUUCAAUUAUCGCACUCAAUUUAGAUUGCACUCAACCCGUUAGGAAGUCUGUUCAUCGGAGUGCACUAUGA
Messenger RNA from Octopus sinensis (East Asian common octopus), 390 nucleotides. Its product is annotated as protein kinase C-like 1B. Bases 1 to 390 code for a protein of 129 amino acids. The transcript has a single exon. Lineage: Eukaryota; Metazoa; Mollusca; Cephalopoda; Octopoda; Octopodidae. The record is from RefSeq and is a predicted model, not a curated record.